Lineus longissimus is the source of this 1460-nucleotide messenger RNA. RefSeq names its product electron transfer flavoprotein subunit alpha, mitochondrial-like. Gene Ontology annotation, cellular component: mitochondrion. The record is from RefSeq and is a predicted model, not a curated record. The coding region runs from base 113 to 1117 and encodes 334 amino acids. Lineage: Eukaryota; Metazoa; Nemertea; Pilidiophora; Heteronemertea; Lineidae. Gene Ontology annotation, biological process: fatty acid beta-oxidation using acyl-CoA dehydrogenase. The transcript has 9 exons. Gene Ontology annotation, molecular function: electron transfer activity; flavin adenine dinucleotide binding.
CUUUAGCCAGUUGCGAAAGCUCGACUGCUUCUUUAUUUUACCCACUCAAAAUCGUCCUAAACAAUCGAACUUUAGGCCGCCAGUAAUCAAGAAGGUCAUUUAUACCUACACAAUGUUGUCUACCUUCCGUUCUAACCGAGGACUUUCUCGAAUGCUGUCCCAGUUGUCGCAGCGAUUCAAGAGCACUCUGGUCAUAGCUGAGCACAACAAUGAGUCCUUGACGCCUAUCACAUUGAAUGCUGUCUCAGCAGCUACUGAGCUUGGCGGUGAUGUGUCAUGUCUUGUUAUAGGCUCACAAUGCUCCAAGGUCGUGGAAGAGAUCAGCAAAGUCAAGGGUAUUAGCAAAGUCCUUCUUGCAGAUAAUGAUGCAUUUAAAGGAUUCCUACCAGAGGCCUUCACCCCCAUUGUCCUAGCCACCCAAGAACAGUUCAAAUUUUCACAUAUAGUUGCUGGAGCAACAGCAUUUGGAAAGAAUCUUAUGCCGAGAAUAGCCGCCAAACUUGAUGUGUCACCCAUAUCAGAUAUCACAGGAAUCGAGUCACCAGAUACAUUUGUUAGGACAAUUUAUGCGGGUAACGCACUUCAAACGGUCAAGUCAAAGGAGAGUGUGCAUCUGGUGACAGUAAGAGGGACAUCAUUCCCACCAGCAGAAAUGCAAGAAGUCGCUGCUGCCUCCGAGGCUGUCAGUGCAGAUGUCAAGAAUGACUUGUCAUCAUUUCUUGGACAGGAAUUGAGCAAAAGCGAUCGACCAGAGUUGACGAGUGCAAAAACUGUGAUUUCAGGAGGCCGUGGAAUGAAAAAUGGUGAAAAUUUCAAGCUUCUCUAUGCCCUCGCCGACAAGCUGAAUGCUGCCGUGGGUGCUUCUCGUGCAGCUGUGGAUGCUGGAUUUGUUCCCAAUGACAUGCAGGUUGGACAGACAGGCAAGAUUGUAGCGCCAGAGCUUUAUGUAGCUGUUGGUAUUUCUGGUGCCAUCCAGCAUCUUGCUGGGAUGAAGGAUAGUAAGACGAUUGUGGCCAUCAACAAGGAUCCUGAAGCUCCCAUUUUCCAAGUUGCGGACUUUGGCUUGGUGGCUGAUCUUUUCAAAGCUGUACCAGAAAUGACAGAGCAGCUCAAGUAAAAAACACCAUCUUGAAGACUUCAGCCAGAGAAGGAAUAAACUCCUAAAGACUAUGACUUGAUUCAGAUAAAACCAGGUUGGUCUCCAGUACGAAGCCUGUUUGAGUAUGUAAUACAAGUGGGACCUCUUCCAAGCUUGGAUAAUUAUCUCAAUUGAAGGAAAAAUGUAGUGUAUGUGGCUUUUCUUGCACAGAAGGGUACCAAAAUAGACAGUGACCAUGAUUGUGACAAUUUGAUUUCGAUGUAAAAUCCGUGGCCUCGGGUGAGUGACUGUUGGUUGUAUUUUGACUGUGAAAUGUAUAUAAUAACAAAAUGAGAAUGAAAAAAAUACUGUACAAAUUUGA